Messenger RNA from Rotaria sordida, 1716 nucleotides. Lineage: Eukaryota; Metazoa; Rotifera; Eurotatoria; Philodinida; Philodinidae. The record is from the annotation of a GenBank genome assembly.
AUGGAGCCUGAUUUCGAACGUCGUCUUAUACAAUCAAUGUCAGGUUGUUCAUCUCUUUCUUCAUCACCAUUUUCAUCUCCAAUAUCAUCUCCAUCACCGAUCAAACACAGUGAUCGUUUCAUUCCACUUCGAAGUUUAUCACAACCGUCUGCAUUUUUUAUUGAUCAAGAACAAACACAUAAAGGACCAAUGAUUGAUAAAAAAUCUUCUCGUGAUCCAUCAACAACUACAAAUACAAAUACAAAUUCUUCAACAAAUGGAACAACAAUAGCUGCUGAUAGAACGAAAGAUAUAUUAACUUAUCAAGCUUUAUUACAAAAUGAAAUAUUUGGUACACAAAUUGAUAGUCUAUAUGAUGAACAACAUAUGAAUAGUGUUUAUGCAAAUAGUAACAGUAAUCAUCAUCAUUCAACAGGAACUACAAAUCAACCUGGAACUAAUGAUUCACCUAUUAGUGGAGGAAUUAAUACUCAAGGAGGAACAGCAACAGUAAAUGGACCAUCUGUCAGUGGAGUAAUUCAUACAACAUCAAUAUCAGGAACUAAUGGUAUUCUUUCUCAAUCAUCUCAACAACGUUUACCAUAUACAAAUACAAAUUCAAAUUUAUUACGUACACGUGAUCCAAAUACAAUAUUUCGUUAUUCUGCUCGUCGUAAUACAGAUGAUUUACAUUAUUCUCCUUAUUCUCUAUCACCAUUAUCACCAGCAUCUAUUCGUCUUUUACGUUCACCACGUAAACAAUUACGAAAAAUUCCUAAAACUCCAUUUAAAGUUCUUGAUGCACCAGAACUUCAAGAUGAUUUUUAUUUAAAUUUAGUUGAUUGGUCAUCAACAAAUAUUUUAGCUGUUGGACUUAAUGCAUCUGUUUAUUUAUGGAAUGCAAAUACAAGUAAUGUAACACGAUUAUGUGAUUUACAAACUGAAUCAGAUACAGUAACAAGUGUAGCUUGGAGUGAUCGUGGACAAUAUGUUGCUGUUGGAACUCAUAAAGGUAUUGUUCAAAUCUGGGAUGCAACAACAAAUCGUAAAACAGUUUCAUUUCCACGUCAUACAGCACGUGUUGGUGCAUUAGCUUGGAAUGAUUAUUGUAUAUAUUCAGGUUCACGUGAUCGUUUUAUAUUACAAAAUGAUACACGUUCAAGUAAACAAGAACGUAAAUUAGCUGGACAUAGACAAGAAGUAUGUGGAUUAAAAUGGUCACCUGAUAGACAAUUAUUAGCAAGUGGUGGAAAUGAUAAUCGUUUAUUAGUAUGGAAUCAAUCAUGUAUGAAUCCGAUACAAAUUUAUACUGAUCAUACAGCAGCUGUUAAAGCUAUUGCGUGGAGUCCACAUCAACAAGGUCUUUUAGCAAGUGGUGGUGGAACAGCUGAUCGUUAUAUUCGAUUUUGGAAUACAUUAACUGCACAAAGUUUACAAUGUAUUGACACUGGAUCUCAAGUAUGUAAUUUAGCUUGGUCUAAACAUUCGAAUGAACUUGUAUCAACGCAUGGUUAUUCACAAAAUCAAAUUGUUGUUUGGAAAUAUCCAUCAAUGUUACAAUUAGCUCGUUUAACAGGACAUACAUUUCGUGUAUUAUAUUUAGCUGUAUCACCAGAUGGUGAAUCAAUUGUAACAGGUGCCGGAGAUGAAACACUUAGAUUUUGGAAUGUAUUUACAAAAUGUCGUGCCAAUAAGGAAUCUGACAGUGUACUUAAUUUAUUUAAUAAAAUUCGAUGA